UAUAGAGAUAGCUUUACACUAGUUUAAGUGCAUAUUUUAUCAACAAAACAACCCUCAACUCAAACAAUCAUUCAAAAUGUAUCAUCUUAAAACCCUUGUAUUCAUCUUUCUCAUGCUCAACCUGCUACUUACCCCAUCUCUAGCUCGCCAUAAUGCCGCCUUCGGCGAAAGCAAAGGACAGAAAAUGGAGAAAAUAGCGAUAAUAAUAUCAUUACCACCCUCCUCACCCUCACCUUCAGCAGAAGCAGCUGACACUCAACUCAAUGAGGAGACAACAACUGGCGCCACGGGCUCGGGUCAUGGCCAGAACUGGUCUUACGGGUGGGGCUGGACAUCCGGGCCUACCAGUGGUUUCGGAUACGGUUAUGGUUCAGCCCAAUCCCCUAGUGAAUCCAAAUAUUCACCUGGUGCUGGGUCAGGGUCCGGGUCUGGAUCAGGGUCCGGGUCUGGAUCAGGGUCCGGGUCUGGAUCAGGGUCUAGGCCUGGUCCAGUCCCUAGUUCUAGAAACUAAUAUGGGAUCCGGUCACGACUAAUGAGGCGGUGGUGCGGGUGGUAUGAAAUGGAUACCUUUCAAAGUUAAAAUCUUGGCUAUAUGGAUAAUAUUGUAUGCAUGCACUCAAUUUAAAUACGAAGUACUGUAUGUAUUAUGCAUGUCACUUGAGUGCUUUCGUGCAUCAUCAAUAAAUCAUGAUAUUGUAUUAAAUUUUUACAUGUACUCUUUUCUGUAAAUUCAAGUUGAAUUUGAACGUAUGUAUUUCCUAUUACAUUGUUUAAUGGUAAGUCUUGCAACACUUUCUAUUUUUAUGUUUACCAACAAAUAAUUUAACAAUAAUUAGUUUGUAUCCUUGCUAAUGCACUUUAGCUCGGAGAUUAUAAAAGUAUAUAACU
This is a messenger RNA of Chenopodium quinoa (quinoa), 888 nucleotides long. Its product is annotated as GPI-anchored CFEM domain protein A-like. Bases 77 to 511 code for a protein of 144 amino acids. The record is from RefSeq and is a predicted model, not a curated record. Lineage: Eukaryota; Viridiplantae; Streptophyta; Magnoliopsida; Caryophyllales; Amaranthaceae. The transcript is spliced from 2 exons.